This is a messenger RNA of Trichosurus vulpecula (common brushtail), 2979 nucleotides long. It is a transcript of the gene TNIP2, whose product is annotated as TNFAIP3 interacting protein 2. The coding region runs from base 694 to 2169 and encodes 491 amino acids. Gene Ontology annotation, molecular function: K63-linked polyubiquitin modification-dependent protein binding. Gene Ontology annotation, biological process: regulation of transcription by RNA polymerase II; cellular response to lipopolysaccharide. The record is from RefSeq and is a predicted model, not a curated record. NCBI's taxonomy places the organism in Eukaryota, Metazoa, Chordata, Mammalia, Diprotodontia, Phalangeridae. The transcript is spliced from 6 exons.
CGCCGCUUAAAAGCAUCUAGAGGUCCAGGGCCCCCGCCCCUCCUCUGAGCCCCCAAGCUCCCAUCUCUGGCCGCAGCUCCAGAGCAGCGGGGCUCCCAUCUGACCCUAAACCCACCUCCCCAGCUUCCCCCUUCAGCCGGGAGCCCCCCGAAGGCCUUUAGCCUCGAGAGCUGCCUUUGGGGCUGCUGAAGCCCGAAUCUCCAGCGGACACUGACCCCGCUCCCUGCCGGGACCCUGACCCCGCAGCCCCUCCUGGGCCUCCUGCAAGGACUCCGAGCCCAGCUCUCUGCAAUGACCUUCAUCUCCGAGCCCCUCCUGGGCCUCCGCGGUUCCUGAGCCCGGAGCCUCUUCUUCGCCUUCUGCGGAGCCUAAGCCCAGCUCCCUGCAAGACCUCUCAUCCCGGAACCUCCUGAGGAGCCUGAGCCGGGCUUCUUGAAAACACUUUCAUCCCAGAGCCCUUCCCUGGCCUCCUGCAAGGACGCUGAGCCGGGAUCCUUGCAAGGACUCUCCUCCCGGAGCCUCCGCUUGGCCUCCUGCCGGGAUUCCGGGCCCUGAGCUUCUUCCUGGCCUCCCGCUGAGCCUGAGCCCGGCCUCCUGCAGGGACUGUCAGAGCCGAGCCGCCUCUUGACCUCCAGUGGACUCCGGGACCGGGGCCUCUCCUGGGCUCCUAGCUCGGGCCGGCUCCCUGCCGCCAUGUCGUCUCUCCGGACGGAAGAUGCUGGGGCCAGCACGAAGGGCGCCCGGCCCGGGCCCAGCGGCGGGGAGGUGCCUCCGGCCGAGCAGCUGGAGGAGGCGGUGGAGCGGCUGCAGCGAGAGAACCGGAGGCUCCGGGAGCAGGCUCCGCGUGCAGCCGCGCUCUGCGGCCUCUACCACGAGGCUGUGCAGCAGCUGAGCUUCCUGCGGAGCCAGCUGGCCUCCCGAGACUCCCUGGUGGCACGCCUACGGGCUAGUCUGGCGGCUUAUGAGAGCUCCGGGCCCGCAGUAGGGCCCGGGCCCGCGCCGUCUCUUGUGGACGGGCUGGUGGAGCAGGUGGCCCACCUCAAGGAGCAGCUCCGCGAGCAGGAGACCAGCGCUCGAGCCCGGGAGGACGGACUGGAGCAGGAAGUGAAGAAGCUGACCCAGCAGCUGGAAGAGAAAGAGAGGGAGCUGGAGCGGCUGCUCAGGGAGCCCCAGCACGAGCGGGAGCGCGAGAUCCUGCUGCUGCAGAGGAGUUUGGCGGAGAAGGAGAAGGUGCAGGCUACGAGCGAGGUGCUCUGCCGGUCCCUGACCGAUGAGACCCAUCAGCUCCGGAGGACUCUGGCCGCCACCGCCGAGAUGUGUCAGCACCUCGUCAAAUGUCUAGACGAGAAGCAAAGAUCUGGAGGGCACAGGGAGGAGAAACCCGCCUUGGAGAGAUCUAAUAAGCUACAGUUUCCUGAAGGUGAUGUCUCAGUUCAUGGCAUUAUCUGUAAAUUACAGGAAGAAAAUAGGCUCCUGAAGCAAAAAGUCGUUCAUGUGGAAGAUCUGAAUGCCAAGUGGCAGAGGUAUGAUGCUAGCAGGGAUGAGUAUGUGAAGGGCCUCCAUCUGCAGCUGAAGGAACUGAAAGUCCUUCCUGAGCAGGGUUUGCCCACGAGCCCAGAGCUUAUGCAGAAGGAGAUUUUCCGACUAAACAAAUUGUUGGAAGAAAAAAUGGCUGACUGCUUGAAAGUAAAGCGGGAGCUGGAAGAUAUCAAAAAGGCAAAAGAUGGAGACAGUGAGCGGAUACAGAUGUUGGAGCAGCAGGUGCUCGUUUACAAAGAUGAUUUUACGUCAGAAAGAGCUGAUCGGGAACGGGCACAAAGCAAGAUUCAAGAACUUAAGGAAAAAGUCGCAACCCUACAGCACCAGAUAUCCAGGAGACAGGAGUCGAGAGAGACAACAGGCCACUGUAGGAUUCACACAGGUCACAAAAACCACACACAAUGCCUAGAGACAGACAUUGCAGAGGCCUUACUUAGGGCAGAGGCCCCAAGCACAAGGAGACCUGUGACACAGCCUGACCAGCCUGAAAUCCAAGCAGACAGAGGAAUCUCUGGCCCUGACCUGAGAGGUCAAGGUCAAGGGGACCUUCACUGCCCUCACUGCAUGAGGUUCUUUCAUGAUGAGGAGGGCGAGGAAUUUCUUAGACACGUGUCUGAAUGCUGUCAGUGACCAAAUCACCUGAACAAGUGGGUCAAAGGCAGGGCCAGGGUGAAUCGGCUGCAGAAACUCUCCAGUCAUUCAGUUGGACAAUCUGGUCCCCUGAAGGAAUAUGAUUCACUAAAGAUACGGGAACAGGUAUGGGAGAACUGAUCUGCCGAUGGACUCAAAACCUACUGCCUAGCACACUGGAGUGGAGAAGGAGAAUCAGCUAUUGGAUCUCUCCAGAAAGGACAGAAUGGUAGUGUACCAGGUGAUCAAGUGCCUGGUAACCAAUUGGGCAAGGUUCCAUCCCUUCAAGGAUGAGCUGGGAGGAAUAAACAAAAAUUUAUCUUUCUGUUGAAGAAAGCACCAAUUUCUAAUAGUCAGAAUUCUGACUCAGUCAUUUAUACCUGGUUUCAGUUCAGUUAACGACGGUCAAAACUGUUAUUCAACAUGGGCAACAUGGGUGUAGAAGAUGGCUGGGGUGGGACAGUUUGAAUGAAUCUUGCCCAUCUUUGGAAGGGACAAGCAUUCCUGAGUGUUCUUUCCAGUGGCCUCAGAAUGGAGCCCAGGGGGCCCGGUCUAUCAGAUAUAGGACAAGACCCACAUUGAUGCUACAUCAGAGCUUUCACAUGCUGCAAUGUGUCAAGUACGGAUUGUAGAAGUGUGGAAAGCAUUCAAGUCAUACAGAUGAGCCAGAUUUGGCUCAAAAACUGGGGUCUGAAUAUCACUGCCCUGUCCCAUGUGAAGGGUGGGGAAUAGGCUUCUGGAAGCAGCAAAGUCCCCUUCUGUUUUUGCACUGAUGUACCUUGUAUUGGCAAGUUGCAAUUUUUUUCCCUU